GCGGCGCUGUCGGAUCUCGGGCCGCGUGCUGCUCCGGCUUGGCUUCCUGCAGUUCAGCAUCUCUGGGAGGCUCGGUCGGAAGGGUGUUGGAAGAGCAAUGCCAGGUGCUAAGAUGCUGCGGCAGGUGGCAGGCCAGAUGCUGGCGAGCCCAGCCUGUGGCUGUUGGACCUCUGCCCCGCUGGCCCGCUUUCUGGCCACCUCCCCUCGGCAAAUUCCAGCAGAUGCCAACUUCCACUCUGGCUCUUUCUCUGGAUCAGACCAGACACGCAUUUUAAUUACAGGGGGUCUUGGCCAGCUUGGAGUGGGGCUUGCUAACUUUUUGAGGAAACGAUUUGGGAAGGACAAUGUGAUUUUAUCUGACAUAAGGAAACCACCUGAUCACAUCUUCCACAGUGGCCCAUUUAUUUAUUCUGACAUUCUGGAUUACAAGAAUCUUCGGGAGAUCGUGGUGAACAACCGCAUCACCUGGUUGUUUCAUUAUAGCGCUUUGCUCAGUGCCGUUGGAGAAGCAAAUGUACCCUUGGCCAGAGCCGUAAAUAUCACUGGGUUGCAUAACGUCCUGGAUGUUGCAGCAGAGCACAAUUUGCGAUUGUUUGUACCUAGCACAAUCGGAGCUUUUGGACCUACUUCUCCCCGGAAUCCGACUCCUGAUCUUUGUAUUCAGAGGCCCAGGACUAUCUAUGGGGUGUCCAAGGUCCAUGCAGAGCUCAUGGGAGAAUAUUAUCAUUACCGGUAUGGGUUAGAUUUCCGAUGCCUGAGAUACCCUGGAAUCAUCUCUGCAGACUCCCAGCCUGGUGGAGGAACUACUGACUAUGCAGUCCGGAUCUUCCACGAUGCUAUAAAGAAUGGCAAAUUUGAGUGCAACCUGAAAUCCAGCACGCGGCUCCCGAUGAUGUACAUUGAUGACUGCCUGAGGGCCACCCUGGAAGUCAUGGAGGCCCCAGCAGAGUCCCUUUCCAUGAGGACCUACAAUGUCAAUGCCAUGAGCUUCACCCCUGAGGACCUGGCCCAGGAACUUCUCAAGCACAUACCAGAAUUCCAGAUCACGUACAACGUGGAUUCUGUUCGACAGGCCAUAGCGGAUAGUUGGCCGAUGAACUUCGAUGACAGCAAUGCUCGGAAGGACUGGGGGUGGAAGCACGACUUUGACCUUCCAGAGCUGGUGACGACGAUGUUGAACUCUGAUACCAGAGUUGCGCAGGCUAACUGAGGGAAUCUUGACGGAGAGCUCCUGUGUCCUGGACAGCUGUCAAGGGAAAUCCACAACAGCCCCCAGGUUACAGACCCUGAGGAACCUGGAUUAUGAGGGGGGGAAGGACUAAUUGGAGGACAUUUUGGCAGUUCAUAUUGAAUUGCCAGAUUGGAGAAUCAACCUGGCUUUUGCAUUUUCAAAGUACUGUACCUUUGGUGGUAGGACUUCUCAAUCUUUGCUGUUUGCCUAAACUUGCCCAAACACACAUAUCACAGAAUGAAGACUUAAGUCAUCAUACUCUCCAUUUAGUUAAUUAAGAUGGAGUGACCAUUUGAAAGAAGGGGGAAAUAUGUGAUGUCUGUCUUUAAUUAAAUUUAAUUUUCGUAUCA
Molecule: messenger RNA, 1581 nt
Organism: Suricata suricatta (meerkat)
Lineage: Eukaryota; Metazoa; Chordata; Mammalia; Carnivora; Herpestidae
Product: L-threonine 3-dehydrogenase, mitochondrial
Exons: 9
Coding region: 98-1210 (370 amino acids)
Biological process (GO): L-threonine catabolic process
Molecular function (GO): L-threonine 3-dehydrogenase activity
Source: RefSeq, a predicted model, not a curated record